Molecule: messenger RNA, 645 nt
Organism: Suillus plorans
Lineage: Eukaryota; Fungi; Basidiomycota; Agaricomycetes; Boletales; Suillaceae
Exons: 5
Source: RefSeq, a predicted model, not a curated record
UACGCUGUUAGAUUAACAGUCAUGGUUCUAUGCCAAUGUGUUAUAACAUUGCGAGUAUGGCAUCUGUUCCCUCGGAGUUGCCUCAUCAGAUGGCUGGCAGUCACUGUUUUCAUCGUUUGCUUGGUAGUAACUGCAAUAUUGGGCGCCGUCGAGUAUAAUGCAAUCAAGGGUGUCACGAACAGCAAUUUAAGCUCGGCACGCCUUACAUUUACAUUCAUCAUCUAUGUGCCAGCCUUGGUUGUCCAUACGACUAUGUUCUUACUUACGCUGUGUCGCUUUCACGUCACCCCCAGAACCUUGCAGCAACACGGGAUGAUCCACCGAUUCGUCAAAGAGGGGAUGUUCUUGUAUUCGUUUGCAGCCGGAUCGCUGCUGUACGAAAUCAUCAGUCUUUCUCUGACUAGUUCAGAGGACAUAGCCCAACAUCUAUCACCCAGAAUAGCAAUGGCAGCUACGGCUGUCUCUAUCUGUCACGCGAUGCUAAGCAUCCGGUCCUUGGCUGCAACUUACCAUGUCGAUCCGGCAUGGUUGCUCAACCAUGCGGAACUCAGUCGUGUCCAAUGGAGGAGGGGACACACUGAAGGAGAAAUCUACGUUGAAGUCAGCGAGCUCGAGAUGGAUGUGGUUCUUCCGUCCAAUACCUAA